CACUGUCCUUGCCGUUCGACGCUAGCCAACACUACCCUUAAGAAACUCGUGGUGCCGCAUUGUUUUUGUUGCGCAAAUUUUCAACUCGGUUUAAUGUGUGAAACUGUCUCUGAUCCAAGAAGAACCCUAAUUGAAUCCAGGCAGGAUGUCUAUGCGGCGACAGCGCAUCAAGGCUCCGGCCAAUCUGUCGCUCAUCAAACGAAAACCGCGCAAGGAGGAACUGCCAGCGCCGAAGGUGGAACCGCAGGAGGAGGAGGCAGUGGCGGCUGCAGUGGUUGAAACCCCGCCCACCGCUGCAUCGACCCCCGCGGAGUCCGAACUCGAAGCUGAUGCAAUCGCCUUCAAAAUGCCCACCAGCUCAGUGGCACAGAGCGAUGAGGUCUUUCACUCAGACAUUGAGGACAAUGUCAUUCAGAUGGACCUACAAAAGACCGCUAGUGGGUUUCCUAUGUCGCCAAGUAAGGCUCAAGCCCGCCAACGCGUUCGGCCCACUCCAGUUUUUGGGCAACGGCGCAACAGUUUCGUCGGUUCCCCAAUGGCUGGGGACUUUGAGGGCGACUAUCAAUCUCCGGCCACGCCCACGCGGCGAGAGAGGUACCUUAGUGGCUCCUCGACGGGAACUCCCCAGCAGAUGGUAGCUUCCCCUAUGCCUCAGUCACCCUACAAAUACUUACCGCCGGUCAUGAGUCCGGGAAUGGGACGCAUCCGCACCGAGUCCACCUGCUCCACUUAUUCCGAGGGUGGCAGCAAGCAGCGAAAGGAUGAUAAGUCACAAAGCCAAGGUGGACAGCGUCUGAAUGCCCGGCGGGACUUCGAGACGCGGUUCAACAAGGGCGUGCCCGACAAGUCCACGUUCAAGAUGAUGGACAUGAUCUUCUACAAUCCAGAGAACAAUCCCAUGGUGCCCAAACAGUCGGUGACGACCAUCAAGGACGAGUCAAACGGGGAGGAUGCCAAACCAUCUAAGGAUCAGCUGCUGGAGGCCAAGGGUGAGCCCACAUCCACCAUGCUGGUGCCGCAGCUAAAGCUAGACGCAAACGGUGAGAUGAUCAUUGACGAGAAAACCCUCGAGAUUGAAACCACAGCCGAGGUGGAGGCCCGCAAAGUGCUGGCAAACUCAUCCCUUAUCUUGAUGGAUGAGACCACGGGUGACAAUGGAUUUUAUAAACGGCACAAGCGAACGCCCUACUGGACGUCCGAUGAGACAGUUCGCUUCUAUCGUAGCCUGCAGAUCAUCGGAACGGACUUUUCCCUUAUGUGUCAAAUGUUUCCCAAUCGUUCACGUCGGGAUCUAAAACUUAAGUACAAAAAGGAGGAGCGGACCAAUGGACAGCUGAUCAACAAGGCACUUCUCUAUCCGAAGGCAUUCAACAUUCAGGAGCUAAAGGACCAACUGGAGGAAGAAGAUCGCGAACGGGAAGAGAACGAUCGCCAGUGGAAAGAAAUUGCACGCGCCAAUCCCGCGAAUCCGAAAAAGCGUGCACGGGCACAGCUUCAAAGUAAGGCAUCACGAGCUCUAAGCGAUGGCGAUGUUGUGUAUGAAAACGAGAACGUGACAAACAAAAAGCUGGGCAAGCAGGCUUGGGCCAAAAGACGCAAGGAAUUGGAGACGGAUGAGAACGACGGAAAUGUUUCGGCUAAACGAAAGCCAAAGGCUAAGCGGCGGUCACCCAAAUGUUCGGCUUUAGUGCCAGGAGAGGGACCGGCGGAUUUGGCUCCAAUUAAGCAAGAGGAUGCGAUCAAAACCGAACAAACGGGAGGCCACCUACCAACGGGGGGAGAACUACAAGCUGAACUGAACGGUCUUCUGAUGGAUGAACCAGUAGAAUAUGAAGUAGAUGUAAGCAAGACUCGUGAUAAGACUAUCAUCAAUAUGGAUGACGGCACCCUAACCUAUGUAAGCGAUGUCGAUUCCGGAACUGAGGCACUCAAUCGACCUUCGGAUACAUAUUUAGUUAACUUUUUCGAAGAUCAGAGUCAUGAAGUUAUUACGCCGGAUGACCCCAUUCCACCGUCAACUACCGAGCCAGAUAUCGAACAAAUCCUCGCCGAACUGGCAGAGGGAUCGUUGGCCCUCGUUUCGUCCUUGGAUCCAGAGCACGAAGAUCGGGUACUCAACGAAAUCUACAUGCUGGACAAGGAGACGGGCGAUAUGUGCGAAACGCCUCUAAAUAUACCAGACCAUAUUGUUCAAUGCAUAAUGAAUGUUAUGCAGUUAGAGGACUAACAUUUUAUAUACAUAGCUACGUUAACAAUAGUUGUUAAAAAUUAUUAUUUAUUAAAGCAUUUCGAAAUAUGCA
Messenger RNA from Drosophila ficusphila, 2300 nucleotides. RefSeq names its product transcription factor TFIIIB component B'' (gene Bdp1). Gene Ontology annotation, molecular function: TFIIIC-class transcription factor complex binding. Gene Ontology annotation, cellular component: transcription factor TFIIIB complex. The record is from RefSeq and is a predicted model, not a curated record. Bases 146 to 2227 code for a protein of 693 amino acids. Lineage: Eukaryota; Metazoa; Arthropoda; Insecta; Diptera; Drosophilidae. Gene Ontology annotation, biological process: RNA polymerase III preinitiation complex assembly. The transcript has 2 exons.